Molecule: messenger RNA, 468 nt
Organism: Paramecium tetraurelia
Lineage: Eukaryota; Ciliophora; Oligohymenophorea; Peniculida; Parameciidae
Exons: 4
Biological process (GO): regulation of signal transduction
Molecular function (GO): protein phosphatase inhibitor activity
Source: RefSeq, a predicted model, not a curated record
AUGAAAUAAUCGUAAAAGGGAAUUUUGAAGAAGAAUUCAUAACAGGAUCUAGAUAUGAAGAAAGAAUUGCAUUGGGAUGAGCAUACAAUAUAAUAGCAAGAUUUAGAGAGAGGAAAUAAAACUAAAAUUAAUGAACCCAAAACACCCUAUGAAGAUGAAAUUAUACAAUAAAAUCUCUAGGAGGAUAAAAUUGAAGUUGAGGAUGAAAUAGAGCAGGAUUUAAUAUAAGCGCAAUUGAAUAAACAAAAAUUGCAGCAAUAACAUUAAAAGAAACUGGACAUUGAAGAACUGAAUAAAAGAUUAAAAGAGGAUUUGGAUAGGGAAAGAAAAAAUAUGGAUGAUGAUUCUGCAGAAGAAGAGGAAAAAAGAAAAAAACACGAAGAAUUUGUUAAAAAAAGAAAAUAACACUAUAAUGAAAAGAACCUGAUUAGAGAUGCCAUGCACAAAAAAUAGUUUGAGGACUAAUGA